This is a messenger RNA of Andrographis paniculata, 1725 nucleotides long. RefSeq lists its product as uncharacterized. The transcript has 9 exons. Bases 312 to 1475 code for a protein of 387 amino acids. NCBI's taxonomy places the organism in Eukaryota, Viridiplantae, Streptophyta, Magnoliopsida, Lamiales, Acanthaceae. The record is from RefSeq and is a predicted model, not a curated record.
AUACGACCCAUGGCGGCAGCUGUUCAAAGACCAGCGGAGUGCAACGGCGGCUGCGGCGGACCUCGCCCCUGCAAAGGAAGAUAAACCCUAGACCGAAUAGGCGGACGAAUGGAAGUGAAUGGGCCCAAUUGAAGGCCCAAAAUGUAUCUAAAUCGGAAGUUGGGAAACGGGCGAUCGAAGAAUUCGACGAGAGGAUCUGGUUCGGGAGCUUCAGCAAUGGCGAUUGAUUGAGAAAAAAUGACUUGAGUUAGUGUAUAGAAAUUGGAUUUGGUGCAAUUAGACAACAGAAAGCUAUUUGAGGAAGCAUUAUUAUGAUGGCAAAGAGAAUAUGCGUUGGAUGGAAUCGGUUGUUUUUGUGUCUUCCAGUAGUAAUCUUAGUUACUCACUUGAUCUCAGUCCAGGAGUUCCAGCAAGAGAAGAGUUUGGGGGGUGAGCAUAAAGAAAAGCCUAAGAAAUUCGAUCAUCUUGUUCUUGGACCAGCUGCCGGGGAAGGACUCCCUGAUCGUUUGCAGUGCCAAGGAACAAAAGCCCUUAACAAGACACAUUUUGGGACCUUUCUUAACAAUUCUCACUCUGUGGAGAAUGUUGCUUUCGUCACUGUUUUUGCUACCUACAACUCUACUGCUGGGAAUAGACCAGAUGAUUUGGUUUCUGUUGGGAACAAGUCUUACAACAAAGUUGAGAGAUCAAUGGCCAUUUUGAAUGUUUUCAUGAAUUUCAUUCAGGAGGUCAUGCCUCAAAGCAGUGUCAUAGUUCUUACAGAUCCAGCAUCUGACCUUCCACUUCGGAGAGAGAUGGUCACCAUACAACCAAUACAAGGUGAAUAUUCCCGAGAAAAGUUGAUGCUUCAAAGAAUCAGGUCUUACAUUUCAUUCCUAGACGCAAGGCUUCAGAAGCUUAUUAAGAAGCAAGAACAAGUCACUCAUUUCAUUUUUACAGACUUGGACAUAGCAGUUGUAGAUGAUCUCAGACAAAUAUUCACAAAGCAUCCCAAUUUUCACCUCGCGCUCACUUUCAGGAACAAUAAAGAGCAACCUCUAAAUUCUGGAUUUAUUGCUGUACGGGGCACAGUUGAGGGAAUUCAAAGGGGGAAAGCUUUCUUAGAACAUGUUCUGAAAAUUUACACGACAAAGUUCAUGAAAGCGUCACGAAUGCUUGGUGAUCAAUUAGCUCUUGCAAGUGUCGUAAGAUCUAACCCCAACUUCAAUGCCCGAAGGUUUUCAAGACGAGAGGCCUUUCUAGACAUGAUCCACGGUGCGUCUGUGCUUUUCUUGCCAUGCUCGCUCUACAAUUGGACACCACCUGAGGGUGCAGGUCAAUUUCAUGGGAUGCCGUUGGACGUAAAGGUGGUUCAUUUCAAAGGAUCGAGGAAGCGACUCAUGCUCGAAUCUUGGAACUUUUUCACGUCUUCAUCCAACCUCGCGGACAUGCUCUGCUUAAUUUUGAGGAGCGGGAGAACAAAAUACGAUUUCUAAAUCCCGCGCCUGCGCUUGUUGUAAGUCUGCAGUUGCGAUAUUAAUUCAUUCAAGUUUUCGAUUUUCUGUAUAGAGUAAAAUACGGCGUCGAAAUGGAACACAUGUUGUAGGAAUUCUAGACUACUACUGCCAAUGCAAGAAAAUCUCUUUCAUUAGCUGUUAUUGUCAUGGACACUUUGUUGAUGUCAAAAGAGAUGGUUUGGUUUACCUGAGGGUUGUGUGAUAGUUUACAAAUGCCCACUUCAUAAGU